AACACAGUCUGCUACAUUUAUUACCACAUUUAUUGCUUGAAAUUUACAAUGGUGACCAUUAUAAUUCUCUUAUAUGCAGCAUCAUGAAGGAGUGUCAUGAUAAACAAGAAAUCGCAUUCCACUUUGUAGAAAUCACUACAGUCAGUAAAUCACCCAGCAGCCAGUCACAAAUAUUACUUUCAUCCCUGAUCUCUUUGGAGGAAACACAUCACAGCUUCUUUCGCAUGCAUUCGUCAACCACCCAUUCGUCAAGUUGCCAGCAUUGCCUGGCACGUCCUCAUUUCCUAUCUAUUCCGUCAGCGGUUCCCACAGAGCAGCUGAGCGCAUUCUGAAGCCACUGUGAUCAUGAAGAAUCUUGCGACACGAGACAACAGCUGACCAUGGUAAGUUCUCAUGGUGAUAAAAAGAAAAUUUAUCAGCAUGGUAAUUGAAGGUCAAUCCAUUGCGGCCAUCAACAACUCAAGAGCACUUGCAAUUUCUGCAUGGGAAGCAUCCAGCAGGCAGCUAGCAACAUGCUCCAUCAUCAGCCAACGUAAAAAGUAGCCGGAACAGUUCAGAAGCAAAAUUGAAAGACCCUCCAAGAGGUCCCAUCACCGGAUCAGAAACGUCAAAAGUUCUGCAAUGUGGUCAGCAAAACCAAAACAGCAUGACUUGUCCGGUCUUUGUGAUGCAAUUGGCCGACUAGGCCACUGCAGU
This is a messenger RNA of Coccomyxa subellipsoidea C-169, 696 nucleotides long. RefSeq lists its product as hypothetical. The transcript has a single exon. Bases 84 to 332 code for a protein of 82 amino acids. Lineage: Eukaryota; Viridiplantae; Chlorophyta; Trebouxiophyceae; Coccomyxaceae. The record is from RefSeq and is a predicted model, not a curated record.